Messenger RNA from Mycena indigotica, 492 nucleotides. RefSeq lists its product as uncharacterized. Lineage: Eukaryota; Fungi; Basidiomycota; Agaricomycetes; Agaricales; Mycenaceae. The transcript has 3 exons. Bases 1 to 492 code for a protein of 163 amino acids. The record is from RefSeq and is a predicted model, not a curated record.
AUGUCGAUGGGUCCUACGACGCCUCGGUCCCGACUCUUUUCGCCACAACUGACGAGUGGUCGGACUUCAAUGAAAAUCGGUCCACAUCACAAUCAACCCCAACGCGCUAGAGGGCCGAGUCCGACCCCGAUGAACCCAGUAGUGGAGAGCUGCCGCGGGGAGAGUGACUUCGCCAUUGAGUCGGAAUUGGAGAGAGGAGCAAAGAGCCCGGCCAAAGCAACGACCUUGGGCAAUAUCAUUAUCUGCGAACGUUGCGAGGACGAGAGGGACCACUGUGAACCGAAUUAUCGUGCAUUGCUUCCUGCCGCUACCCUCGGGUUCCCUGUUGCGGUUAGUGACGAACGACUCGGAAGUUGGAACGAGAGCGACAGCACAUCAAGGGCCCGCAGCACCGUUGAAUUUUCCGAAUCCCCCUUCCUCACACCACCGGAUGCCCGCCCACAGCGCACAAUGACCUUUUGGCCCCUCAUGAUACGUCAGGCACACUCUUAA